AUGCGCUUUGUUCCACCUCUGGCUGCCCUUGGUCUUGCAUUUACCAUCUGUUUUAUUUGCGGUUGUAGGCCACAAAACUUAGGCCCGAUGACAUUUUUGAAUAACCACAAUAAAUACAGAGUGAUGCUCCGAGAGGGGCGCGUCCUUGGGCAACCAGCCGCUAAAAGCCUUCAAAACCUGACUUGGAGUUCGCAGCUGGAAGAUGAUGCGAAGACCUGGGCAAUGAAUUGUCAGUUCACACAUGCUACUGUGGGUGAGAACCUUGCCAUGUCAACUGGUAUCAAUCAGGAUCCCGUAAAAAUGUGGUUCGACGAACACGAACAAUACAAGUUUGGACCAAUCAGUAUGGAAAAAGUUGCGCAAACGGGUCAUUACACGCAGCUUAUUUGGGAGGACACCAGAGAACUUGGUUGCUACCGUCAUUUGUGUGACGGAGUCCCUCUGAGUGGCGGUCAAAGGAUGAAGAACGCAUAUUACACAGUUUGUCGCUAUUCACCACCCGGCAAUUACGUUGGCCAAGAGCCUUACGAAGUUAGUCUGGGGCGCCGUGAAGGCAGCAACUGCAGUGAAAUUCGACAAGCCAGCAGGUCGCCAGGAUGCUAUGAAGCGAUCCAAAGCAAACGGCAUAGGAUUAGGAUGAAAAACGGCUCAGCUGUAACACCCUUUCCGUGCCUAACUUGCAUGCCAUCAGUAGGAAACACGAGGGCUGGAAUACUGCCUGGUCGCUCAAACAUAGACAAAAGUUGGGAUGCAGAGGACAGGUUCGAACCACGGACCGUCCGGUCAGUGAAUUCACACUCUAAUCACUGA
Opisthorchis viverrini is the source of this 810-nucleotide messenger RNA. RefSeq lists its product as hypothetical. Bases 1 to 810 code for a protein of 269 amino acids. The record is from RefSeq and is a predicted model, not a curated record. Lineage: Eukaryota; Metazoa; Platyhelminthes; Trematoda; Opisthorchiida; Opisthorchiidae. The transcript is spliced from 6 exons. Gene Ontology annotation, cellular component: extracellular region.